Messenger RNA from Biomphalaria glabrata, 3218 nucleotides. RefSeq lists its product as uncharacterized. The record is from RefSeq and is a predicted model, not a curated record. The transcript is spliced from 6 exons. Bases 38 to 1891 code for a protein of 617 amino acids. Lineage: Eukaryota; Metazoa; Mollusca; Gastropoda; Planorbidae. Gene Ontology annotation, cellular component: mitochondrion.
AACUAAAACGUAUUUUCGGCAAUUAAUACCGACAUGAAUGACGAUAAACAUGGGUCCUGAAUACGGCAAGAUUGCUAUCGGCAUAUCUGCAGCUACCGGUGUUGUUUUGGUAUCCUUCCUGCUUCUUAAAAAAUUUGGAUACAAUGUUAAAUCUGAAACAAAAGAAGAGCAAGUAGGAGAUGGUGUCCGUGAGGAGAAAAUAACUCAGGAGAAGGUUGAAGAAUCUGCUGCUAGUAGUGAACUGCAAGGGUUUAUUGAGAAAGAUGGUGAAUUGCAGGGCAUUCCAGAUAAAUGGAUACAUGAAGAAAAGAAUGAUUUGACCACUUCUUUGCCUGAACCAGGUGGUCAGAAUCAACAGAGUUUUAUUCUUAUUGGUGAAGAUGAUAUUCCAGAAAAUAAUUUAGAAGGGGACACUCCUGGAAAUGCGACCAAAAAGUCUGACAGAAGCAGCGAUGAGAGCUCUUAUGAUGUAAUUGAAAAUGACAGACUUGAUGAUCAUAUAGACGACGAGGAUGUCAUAGCGGAUAAUGACACCAAGACUGCCCUUGAUGCUAAGGCAGAGGAGGAUGUGAACUCCACAAGCAUGGUGUUUGUCGAGGAAUCUCCAUUCAGUUAUCAGGCUAAGUCUGGCUCCUCAUUGUUUGUCUCUGCAGAUGAACUUCAAGCUGAAGACAAUGACAUAGAUGUGGCACCGGCAGCCUCAGAUAAGGCUCAUUUUGAUAAAGAGGAAAUUGAAAACUUGGACAAUUCUGCUACUCAAGAUAAUGUAUCAGUCAAUAACUCCAGCUCUUUAGCAGCAACACUUGAUGAAACUAAUGCUAAUCAGGAAGUUCCAUUAGUUGAUGCCAUAAUGUCCCAGGAAUCAGAAACACCCCAGAAGGAUGAUGAAUAUACAAGUCCAGUUGAAGAGUCUGUGAAAAAUGAUGAUAAUGAAAAUUUAGAAGAGCAGGCUGAAGAUUUGGACAACAGCAAAGAAGAAAUCCCAUUAUCUGCAGUGCAAGAUGUCACUUUGAAGGAAGAACUAGACACAGAUGACUCUAAUACUCUUGACAUUCAGAAAGCCACUGAGGUAUUGUUUACGUGUCAGAACUCUCCAGGGAAUGUAACUCAUGAUGACAUUGUUCAUUUGGUAGAAAUUCUCAACAAAAACAAUCCUACACUUCAGACUACAGUCUUAGAUAGUCUUGUGAAAGUGACAGCUUUUACUCAGAACAUUCAUACCUUAAGAGAAUGUGGAUGCCCUGAGAUUCUUGUCCAACGUAUUAAAGAUCUGAGCUCAGAGCCUGAGUUUGAUGAAAAACAAAUGACUUCCAUCUGCAAUGUUUUGACCAACUUGAGUCUAGAUCCUAAAAUACAGCAGCAACUAGGCGAUGUUGUGCCUGUGUUGAGUAGAGUGGUGCAACUGGAAGGUGUGAGUGAACCACUGUUGCUCUCUGCACUACGCCCGCUGGUCAACUUGUCCUCUGAGAGUGUUCAUCACCAGCUUUACGGCAACUUAGUCAGCACACUCUACUCUUUAUUGUGUUCUGGCUCUCAUGCUGUCAAAGUCCUCAGCGUGAAAGUUCUGGUCAACUUGUCUAUAAACAAUGACUUUGUUCAGGAUCUCCUGGCAGCCAAGGCACCAGCUAGCUUUAUAAAUGUGAUGGACCCGCCAUGUUCUGAUGAUUUGCUGUUGCGCUAUGUGACCAUGCUGACCAACUUGUACUGUGUCAUUUGCACUUCUACAGAGCUCAGUCUUGAUGCUAGCACUUUAGCUCCAGAUUCUGUGUUUAGCAUGUUGAGUAAUGAGCAGAACAAGUCAGCCAUUCGAGCCAAGGCCCUGAACCUGACUAGACACAUUGAUGAAGAUUUGAGUUAUGAAGCUUCUAAACUCAACAACUAUCUAAGUUAGUCCAAAUCUGAAAAAAACUUUCUUUUUUUUUCCCCACGUUUGAAUAAAAUUAAGAAAUUUUAAAUUAUUAAUUCACAGCUAGAGAACUGUGGUCUUUUGAAACGAAUAUUUUUGGUUAACAUUUUUCCAUUGGACAUUCCUAAAUACAGAUAUUUUAGGGUUAAAAAAAAAAUCCAUGAAAUGUACAUACCUAAAAGAGAGAAAAUUACUACAAAUUCAUGUUAGUAGCACAAGUGAAUGCUGCUUGUUGAUUUUGCUUGGGAAUAUUGUAUAUCUUUGUUUAUUUGAUAAUUUUGACUUCCAUACUAUUGAAACAUUCAAAUUUUGCAGUCUGAUGUCUGUGUGAAUUAAAUCUAAAGGGCUUUCAGAUGUGUGUUAAAUUGAAGGUGCUAAGUUGGUGUCACUAUAUGUGUUCUGCAUGGAGUGCUAAGUUGUGUCACUGUCACUAUUAUGUGUUGUCUUUAAGUAUUCUGUAAUGUCAGUGAUAUGUCAUCACUAAAAGUAUUUUGCAAUGAGUGACAAGUUGUGUCUGUUAGGUGUUAUUUAUUGUUAGUGUUAUGUAGUGUUCUGUUAGGUCACCAGGGCUGUUUUAGCUGUUGUUGUAACCUGAUAGUAUCAUGAAGUCUUAGUUACUUGCUGUGAAAUAGACUGAGUGGAUAUAGAUAGUCUAUCCAUCUAGUUUGUAGGCUUAGGUUGACUUUGUUCUUAUCUUAUAUAAUACAAUCUUACUUCAAAAAAGAGAAUUUACUGUUCAAUUGUUGGUAGAGCUGAAAGUUCAGACAUUUUCUUUGAACCUUUUUCUUAUUUUUUAAAUUUAAUACUGUACAUCUUGAAAAUUAUUUUUAAAUAUUAGUUUAAUUAACUAAUGGUAUAAUCUACAUUUGUCUAUUUUAAUCAAGAAUGAAACACCACUUUCACUUGAAUACAGACUUGUUAUAAAACAAAAGAGUUGAAAACUUUAUACAGAUAUAGGAAAGAAUCGUUAUUGUUAAGAAAACUACAAAGAUAAACAGUACAAAUUGAUGAAAGUCAUUAGAUGUUUUAAUCUUCAGUCCCCAUGGAGAGAUUUUUAGUUAAUAACUUGUGAAGUUGAUAUCAGUUUGCAUAGUUUUACACAUACACAUAGUUUUGAAAGAUAUUUAAAACAAAAAUAAAUGGUCUUUUAUUUUUUAUUUUAAUACUGUACUAUCUUUUUUUAUAGUCAACUUUAUAUGCAUAUCUGUUGCUUUUCUGCUAUCUGCCUAUUGUACUAUAUAUAUAUAACUUGUUUUUCAUCCCAUAUUGCAGUAUUAUGCUAGAUGUUCAAUUAAAGAUUUUGACAAAUUAA